UGGUGGAUUCCCUGUGGUCAGGUUUCCAGGCAGACUCAAGCACAGGAUUCCUACCAUGAUAAAGGCAGAGAACACCCCGAGGAAGGAAAGCAUCCAGACAAUGGCUUAUACAGCAAGGGACCAUCGUACUCUGGUUAUUCUGGGUAUAUCAUGAUGCCAAAUAUGAAUAACGACCCAUACAUGCCUAAUGGAUCUCUGUCGCCACCCAUCCCCAGAACAUCCAACAAGGUGCCCGUGGUACAGCCUUCUCAUGCGGUUCACCCCCUCACCCCUCUUAUCACCUACAGCGAUGAGCACUUUUCCCCGGGGUCACACCCGUCUCAUGUCCCCUCUGAUGUCAGCUCCAAACAAGGCAUGUCCAGGCAUCCUCCAGCUCCUGAUCUCCCUACCUUCUAUCCCUUGUCUCCAGGGGGGGUUGGACAGAUAACACCACCUCUUGGCUGGCAAGGUCAGCCUGUAUAUCCCAUCUCGAGUGGAUUCAGGCAGCCCUAUCCAUCCUCACUCUCAGUCGACCCUUCCAUGUCCAGGUUUUCACAUCACAUGAUUCCUGGUCCUCCAGGCCCUCACACAACUGGAAUCCCUCACCCAGCUAUUGUAACACCUCAAGUAAAACAAGAACAUCUGCACAACGACAGUGAGCUAAUGCAUGUGAAGCCUCAGCACGAACAGAGAAAAGAACAAGAGCCAAAAAGACCUCAUAUUAAGAAACCUCUGAAUGCUUUCAUGUUGUACAUGAAAGAAAUGAGAGCAAACGUUGUAGCAGAGUGUACUCUGAAAGAAAGUGCAGCUAUCAACCAGAUCCUUGGCAGAAGGUGGCAUGCUCUCUCCCGUGAAGAACAAGCAAAAUAUUAUGAACUAGCUCGUAAAGAAAGGCAGCUACACAUGCAGCUUUAUCCAGGCUGGUCUGCAAGAGACAACUAUGGGAAGAAAAAGAAGAGGAAGAGAGAAAAGUUGCAGGAAUCAGCAUCAGGUGGGAAAAGAAAUGCUUUCUCAACUUGCAAAGCAAAGGCGGCGACACCAGGACCCCUUCUGGAGAUGGAAGCUUGUUAAACCCUAGGUGUGUCCUUCAUCCACACAGACCACCCCAAGGAGUCUGUCUAGGAUGUCAUCCACCCUGAUGUCACUGCUAGAGACACUGAAUCAUAAAGACAAUCACUGCCAAAAUCCUUCACUAUCACGAGGUCCAGCCCUGAUAUAAAUAGAGCAAAUGAGCUCCUGGGUCAGCAGAGCAGCUUUUGUCUUCACCUCUGCCUUGCACUCUUAAGCACCCAUCUCAUCUGUGUCCAUAUUGAGUCAGCAAACACAGUAGCAUGGCUGUCUGUGCCUGCUUCAGCCAGCAGAAUUCCAUAGACCACAGCUGCCCCACACAGCACAUCAAGGGAUGGAAUUUGCCUGGACCAGGAUGACGCGCUCAACCUUUUUAUUUAAUGGUGCGACAGGAUCAAUUUUGGUUUUAGCUUUUUUUAAGAAACUUGAAUGCUUUUAUAUUUUAACUUUUAGUUUGUAAUUUCUUUGGUGUAUAUUUUACUAGGUAUGAGCUUAAACAAGUGUCAAAAAUCUGAAAUACUUUUUAAAUAAAAGGAGUUUUUCUUUUUUUUUUUUUUUUCUUCCAGAGGAAAAAUCUGUAUGGAAAAAAGGUGGCUGUUUUGUUAAACUAUUUGUAACAAAUAGUGGCCUCUCAGUCUAUAUAAUACAGUGUCCUAUAGAACUAAAUAAAUGUAACAACAGUCAGCUGGUCAGUAGACAUGUUAGUCUUGCAUCAUCUACUCUGUAAACAUAAGCAAUACAUUCAGCAAAUCUGACUGCAGUGAGUUCUCCUUCUCACCCAUUCCCCUUCUCCUUGUAAAAAGCCCAGCACUUGAAUUAUUACUUCAAUUGUUCUGUAUUUGUAUCUGUUUUUGUUAGCCUGUUAGUGGGAUUUUAUGCCAGUUGUUGAAAUGAGCAUUGAUGUACCCAUUUUUUAAAAUAGUAAGGCACAGCCUUUGCCAAAAAUACUGUCAACCAAUUUUUUUUUGUCAUUCCAGUUUGAGUUAAUGUGCUGAGCAUUUGUUUUUUAAUAAAAGCUUUGUAAUAAAAUGGAAUUUAACUGUCUUUAAAAUUGGAUUUAAAAAAACAACCAAAAAUGGGUUUUGGUAGAAGCAAGCUCAGGAAGGCACAGUCACUUGUAAGGCUGAAGACUUUUGGCUCAGUCUUCUGUAUUAGGAAAUACAGUGUGUCUGGCUGUUUGCUCACCUGAAGUGAUUUUGGAGAGUGACUUUUUCUUUGAAAAGUGAGGAGAAGUCUCAGAUCCAUAGCAAGAAUAAGGAAUGGGGAUGGUCCCUUUUGCUGCUCAGUUAGCUUUGGCCUAAGUGGAAGUAUUAAGGAUCCCUCCAUCAUCAUUUUCCUGGCAAAAUCAUAGGGAAGGGCAGUGGUUUUAAGCUGAUGAUUACAAAUAAGGAUUUGCUUCUUUCUGGAUGUGCUCCAUGCCCACACAAGAGGUAGAGGCCUGCAGUUAAAUUUGUUGUAGCUGUAUAAAUAACUCCUCAGUCAGGGACUGAAGCUGGCUGCAAAAUCAGCUGUUCAAGGCCUGGUUUCAUGGUCUGAGAUCCAGAGUCAGCAUGGCCUGCCUACUGCCAGUGAUGCCUGGGAGAUGUUCCUGCCAUAGCAAGCAGCACAGCUGCCUCACCUCUACUAAGGGAUGUAAAAAAACCAGACACUGCAGCCACAGGUGGAACUACUCCACCUGUUUUUGAGUGGAAAAGAAAUAUUAUGAACUGUACGUUGAAUCAGCAUUCUUUAUAUUCCAGUUCCCAAAUCUUGUUUGGCAUGAGACUGGACUGAGUCAAGCUUAAGCUACAAGAAAUGACAUAGGUCAGUUACUGCCUAAGGAAGCUUUGGAACUGAAUUGUUUAUAAAUGACCCUUUAACUCAGUUGCAUAAGAAAUUUCAUAAUUAAAAAUGUUAUAAAACAACUUCCUCUUCAACCAGUGUGCACUGCACACAUGCCCAGUUUUAAGGCUGUAACUAGCAUAUUAGUUCUUGCAAUAUUUAUUUCUAGCAACUGGUGAUUAUGUUAAAAAAAAAGAAAAACAAGUGACCAGGCUCUCAGAAGGCAGGAGAAAAUAUCUCAUGAGAGAAUAGCAACUGUAUACUGGAGUUUUGCAAGACUUGGCUAUGUUUCCAUUCAAUUAUCCCAGCCUUUGCUGGAAACCUGUCUGGCUUUUGGUUUGGGGUUUGGUUUUGUUUUUUAAAGGGGAAAAAGGCAAGUACUUAGUGCUGUAAUUGUUCUAAAUCAAAGAUUACUGCAGUGAGAUCUGCAAAUUACAUGUUCCAAAGACAACAGUUCUCUUUAGAACUUUAUAAAACAUGACUACUGUUUAGAUUCUGUAAUGGCUAUUUAAAGAGCCAUUUAUCCAUUCUGAAAAAAACUGUUCCAAAUGGAAGUGUCAGCUUCAUGUAGCACAUUGUCCCCAGUACACUGUUGUGAACAGUUGCCUGCCUUAAGGACGAAAGGUCUUUCAGCUCUAAUAGUGAAGAAAAAGAAUUUGGGAGCUAAAAAUAAUGCCUCUGCUGUUAACAUACAGUGAACAAGCACCAUGUGUUGGGCUCAUUCAUAGACCAAAGACCUUUCACACACAGCAGCUAUGGGAAAUGUUAACUUAUAUGCAAGGCUUAGGGUGCUGCUGUGAGAGCCCCUGAAACAGAGUAACCCUGCUAUCCUGGAAUACCCCUGUGACUUGGGUCUGUGUCCACUCCUGUCCUCCCCUGCUAAUUGGCAUUUGUUCCUGUGGGACUGAGAGAGUCCUCACUGCACUGUGCCAGCUGUCAGUGGAGACAGAUGAGCUAGUAAAGAUGGCCAAGGAUGGUGGUGCUACCCUGGCAGUAAGACUAGGUUUAAAUCCUUGUGACAUGGAACAAAUUAUUCCAGGUGAGAAUCAAAAUCAGCACCUAAAUUCCUGAUGUGCAAUUUAGGCAGACAUCAGAAUCUAACCUUGUCUCUUUUGGGUGCCUGAGGAGAUGAUUAUCAUGUAUUUCCCACAGAAAACAUCUUCAAGGAUUUAAAUGUUCCUACCUAAUGGCUGAGGUAAUUAUCUAGACACUUCUGUACAAGCACUCACAAACCACUCUCUGCCCCCACAGUUGGUUCUGUGCAUGCACUAAAAGCAGUUCUUGCACGGAUCACAGCAUGGGUAGUCUAGUUCAUAAACACAGAGCCUAGGAAAUACACAGCCUUCCCCCUCCCCUCACCAAAACCAGCAGAUACAGAAGAGGGGAGUUGAGCCAGGAUUAUUUACAGCUAACCAGGCCAACCUCACAGGAUGGUCUGGCUCCUCAGGCUUCUGCAUCUCCUGGACCAGAGCCAUUUUCCCUGUGUUACAUAAAAGAACAAUGCUUCAGCUAACUUUGGCUUCUUAUGCAGCAAGUGAUGACAGAUUCACUAGUUGUGCUUAUAGGGACUCACCAGCUCUACUGAAUUAUCUUCUGUUGUAGUUUCCACUUUGGAUUAGGCAACAGAAAAGGCAGUCACUUAGUUUGAUGGCUGGGUCAAUUUUGCCAAAUGUAGGACCUUAAGGACCCAAUGCUUGCUCCAGGCUCUAGGACAGCAGAAUCCACAGCAUUUGUCUGCACUCCUUUGAAACCACUGCAGUGCACAAGGCUUUGAAGCAACCAUUCUGUUUCCUGGUGGCCUCCUGCUGUCAUCUACGUGGCAGCUAAUCAGGCUAAAGCAAGACUGGCAGAAAAUGAAGGACUCUACUGAGACUUGAGAAAUGCCCUGUAACCUCUCCCAUAAGGCAGCUGCAGGUUUUUCCCUGCAUUUGCAAGGGGAUUAACAUGCAAGGGAAGCCCCUCCUUCAGAACAAGGACCUAACACAAAGUAGAACAGUAGAGGGGAAAUAAGUAAGUCCAUAAAUAGCCAGAAGUCUGUCAGCUAUGAAUACCUUUCUCCUAAGUCAGGUCAGUGAAAAACUACUGGGCUAAAAAGGAAGGCAGAAGGAGCAGCUGUAACAGGAAAAUGGUUGGCUAUAAACACAUUCCAAGAUGAAACCAAAAACCUAGAAAGAAUGCCCAAACACAUUCACUUCUCCAUGACACAUCAGGAAGAGAAACUCUGGAUUAGUGUAUGAAUUUACCCUUUGAGUCUCCUCAUAGAUAUGAAGCUCAGGUUUAGAAAGCCAAGCAAGCAAAUGGGUAUCUGCCCAGGAAAAGGAACAUAUGUGCCAGAAAUAGGGGAAAUGAACCUCUUAAUCACCAGGUUUUGGCCAGGUCAAAAUAAGGACUCCCCAUCCUCCUACAUAAACAGUCAUGCCUUCAGGCCAUGGAUUUUAAAUGAUGGCUUCUCUUUGGACACUCCCCCUGCAACAACCAUGACCUCCCUGAAUCACAGAUGUCUGCUUGGCUGAGAUAACAGUCACUGCAUACCUGCUCUGGGAACCUUAGAAAACCAAGGUUUUCUUCCUGUGAACACUGUUCUACAAACCACAUUUUCAUAAACUCACCCAUCCCACCUUCCAGAAACCCAACAAAUGCAAAUAAGCAACAGGUUCAUUAACCUGCCAGCUACGGAAAAUCAGCAUAAACCAACAGAGCUAGGAGAAUUUCUGCUUCAUACUAGAAGAGCAACUCACCCAAGAAGUGAUCUGUUCACUGUGCUGAGAAAAGGUAACUGACAUCAUAAAAUCUUCAGCAGAAUAAGAAAAAUAACAUACUCCAAAACUUAAUGAUAGUCAGAAGAGUUAUUUGGACAGGCCAUUCUUUGAAUUUGUAUAAAUUUCCUACAGCUAAGAAAAGUGGCUAAAAAAGUCCAACAGGAUAUCUAUUUGGCUGAGUUAGGACAUCUCUGUCUUUUGAGACAGAGAAAAAGGCACAGAAACAAGGACUCAGAUCUUGACAAAGCAGAAUUCUAUACAAGGAUUAGUUCUUCUGGGCACCUGCCUGUGAAAGCAAAGUGUUGGGUAACAAAAGAGGAAACAGCACACAGCACAACAUGGCAGUGACUACAUCCCUUGACUGAAAAAAGCCCAAGAUGGACAAGAUUCUCACAUUUUAGUCAUUGCUUUUGCUACCCUGAAAUAUGUUUCCUUUUUACUCUUCUCUGUGAAAUGUUUAAUUUUGUCAUGAUUAACAUCAGCAGCAACAAUUUCUUUCAUUCUACAGUCUAUUAAUGCCAAAUUAAUAGGUUGUAAUCAUAUUUGCAAAAAAUCAUGACUGAACAGCUACUGCUUUUUUCCUGUAAAGACCUGAUAGGUUCAAACUGUACUCAACUUUUUAUGAUAAUAACCUGAAAGAAUUCACAAUCAAAACAUCCUCGUCUAAUAACCCUCAACAAAUUUAACCAUGAAUGGUUUUAGCCACUGUUUGAAAAUUCAAAUUUUAUAAGGCAGAUUUCACGUAUGGUCAAAUUUUCCCUUUGAGUGGGAUUGGUAUAACUGCAUGACCCAGAAAUCAAACCACUCACAGCACUGAGUUAAUCACUGAGCAGUCUAAUUCUGCCUAUACUGGUACUAAUAUUUAAUUGUUUAGUAAAUGUGAAUUUACUGAAAUUACAUACUGAAGCAAAUUGCAAGGCAUUUCUCAAUAUUCAAGUGGUUUAUUCCCUUCUUCCUCUAGUCCAUUUGAUUUUACUUCUACUCUAGGUCUCUUCCCUUCUCCCUCUUCUCUCCAGUGUUUGACUGACUCCUCUGCUCUUGCCCUGCCCUCAUUGGCAGGAGUUCCCUGCUGAUGGAACAGCUCUGCUAACUGCUCUCGCCCACUCAGAAGCAGUCCCCCCUUUCCAAUGACCUAAUGCUGGAUUUGAUAUGAACCUAAAAAAAAUUGACUUAAAUCUAGCACAGGUCUAACACUUACACUGUAUUUUCAUUCUGUCCAGUUUGGAAAAAAAUACAAUUUGAAGGAAGAAAGGGGAGAAAGACUAUUUUCUAGGCAGGUAAAGGAAGAAUUUCCCUGCAUAUGUGUUCCCCAAGCACAUUUGAAGGAUGGUAGGUACCUCCUUAGCUCCCAGGUAUGUUGUCAGGAUCAGAUACAAUUAUAUGUAACUCAUGUAAACCACAGACAGAAGAAUUAAGAGAUAUUUUAAAUGAGAUGCAUAUAGCUACACUGCAGGUACAGUUAUCAUAACAGCGACCACACAAUUAUAUAAAUAUGGAAUACACUGUAUUUAUCAACCAAAAUUCAAAGAAUUCUUCAGAUCACCUUACUCCAGCAGUUGCCUCACUAUCUUAACCCUUUGCCAUUUUUGGGUGGGAGUUAGCUCAGAGGCAAUGGCAAGGAAACCCAGACAAGAACAGGAAAAAACAGCACAGAGAAAGCUGAUGGGCCAGGAUUUAAGAGUUUCACCUGAACUACUUUCUAUUGGGCACUACUGCUACUGUAGCAUUUACACUGCCAUGGCCCCAGGGAAGUGUGGAGACCCAUGCUUCAGCUGAGGGUGUAACAAAAUAGAAGCAGCAUCUCACAGAAAAGAUGAAAUGGAAAAGUGCAAACACCACUUCCAACCACUGCCAACACAUCACUCUGAACUGAACAAUGAAGACUAGGUAGGACUUUCUCACCCGUCCCUUUACCAGAUUUCAUACAGUUUAUUUUAGACAUUGUGGCCAGUGCUUAAUUAAAUAAAGCAGAAGACAACUCCUAACCAGGAUAGAAAAGUCUGCCACAUUCUUCACAGCAUACAGGAGUUGGGGUUGAAGGACGUCCUUGAUAACUCCAAUCUUGAAAUCACUUCUAGUCAAGAGUAUCUAAAAUCCUCUAAACACAUGCUGGAUUUCCAGCUGCCAAAUAUCAAACUUUGUUACUUCUCUCUCCAUUCCCCAGCAGAUUCAGCAAGUUCUCCAAAGCCACUUCCUUGCCUGCAGAAGGCAGAGAAUAUGGCACUCAUUUUAGAUUGAUUUCCCAAUUUUAAUAUAAAUCUGCUGCAAGUUGAGCUAUAUGCCUGUGGAUUAGCACUACUCUCAUAAUAUGUUGACACAAAAUUCUGAGUCAAACUGAUAUCAGCAAUAGCUAAGCCCAGUCUUAUCUGUCACUGAAACAGUUCAUUCCCUAAAAACACAAUAAAAGCAAUUUUUCAAAGUAAUAGUUUUCACUAGCAACUUUCCUCCUUGUAAUGUCAGAAAUGUCCACCACUGUGGAAAAGCUCUGGUCUUUGCUAGAAAGCAAUGAGUCUGUGGGUAAAGAUAGUGCCAAUUGUACAAUCAUUUGACAUACUCAUCACUGUUUGCCAUUAUUCUCCCCCUCCACCUCUACUUCAAAUAUCACAUGUCAAUAGGCUAAGCAAUGAUUUCAGCUGUAAACAUGUGCAAAUAGUAUUUUGAAUAUGACUCUGUCUUUGAGGUAACUAUAUGUUCAUCUUUUGAUCUAUGACAACCAAAUGUCCUUACAAAUUUAGAUCCAAGUAACAAUACUGGCUUCAGUUCAUAGAUUUGCUAGCUAAGCGUCAGCUUAGGCAACAAUAGCUUUCAGUCUUUGCCAAAAAUAAAAGUCCCUAAGAAAGAGAGAGACUUCUUCCUCAGUUUUAAGUAAUGUUUUUAUUUAAAGCAAUUAAAAAAUGGUAUCAGGAAAACCAUUUAUGUGAAAUUCAUAGCAUCUUCUCCCUGUCCCCCCAUAUUCUCUCCUAUUAAAAGAAAAAAAAUACCAUUUUAAAACCCUCAUAUCUCUAGUACUAAAUUAAUUAAAUUCUGCAAGUAUCUCUUCUGUCUCUUACUUUAAAGUACGCUAUUUAAAUGGCCAUUCUCAAUCUCACACUUCACACACUGCCGUGUUCCUAAAAGCACCCUGACUGGUUUGAGAAUCCACAGCCUCAUUCAAAUCAGCUCCCUCUCAAUAAACUACUUCCCUGCACUCUAUUUCACCCAUGCUCCUCCUCAAAGGACUCACAGACAUCUCUUUAGGCACUUAAAACAUUAUUGGGGUGUCCCCUGCUCACUGUCUGACACUGAUGUCACAGAAGCACUCAGAAAUCCAUCCAUAAGCAGAUGGGAUGACCCUCUGACUCAAAAGGAAGAAAAAGCAGGGUGAAGAAAUCAGGAGGCAGUACUUUUUUCCAACCCUCAGAAGCACAGUCUGAUUGCUACUGUCUGAAGUUACUAAUUAGCAAGAGCAGAAUUUUGUUCCUGCAAGGAAUUGUGUUUGAGAAAGUAGACAAAGAGGAAACAGAGGAAGAAAAGUAUGAAAGUUGCUGUUUUCUUUCACAUUGUCUCAAGAACUGAAAGGAGGUGGGAGAACUUGCCAUCAAAGUCCAUGCCAGCUCUUUUCUAAUAUUCCCCAUUAUUUUGAAAAUUAGGUUCAAGAUUUAAAAGUAAGCUAGGGCCCCCAAAAUUAGGCUCUUCAAUAAAUACUUUCUUAAAGUUCUGAGAGGGAUUUGAGUGCUGAGAAGAAAUCAUAGGAAGCUAGAUGCCUCAUCUGUUUAGGCAUUCUGGAAAACAUCACUAGACUUCCAACUGAAAUAAAAGGCUUUUAGAAAUUUCACCCUAAACUGCAAUGAAAAAAGAAUUGCAACAUCAGCUGUAAGGAACCCAUUAGCCCUCUUGACAUAUUCAGAGAAAUAAAGCAGUUGUCAGAAACAGUUUACCUUUUACAACCCCUUUAGAGAAAACUAACAACUGAAAAGCCUGUGAAAUACAGAUGCAGUGUAUCUUACACCUGCUUAUGCUUGUGGCUGUGUGGGAGUCAAAGCAGCAGGUCUCAAACAAAGUUAAUGUAAAGUAGCUGAAGAUUCUGAGUUGAAGCAAGGGCUUUCUUCCAAUGACUGCAGUGCUCCAGUCCAAGUCUGGGCACCACUGCAUGCCAAGGAGUCAGGGAUCAGAGCGGUCCCUUCCUUGGAUUAUACGUUACUUACACAGGUCCUGCCACCAACAGAGCACAGAAAUGUCAGCCUGAGCCCAACCAAGAUCCACUUACUGUAAAUGUGUGGUUUUACCAAUUCCUAUUGCACAAAUGUUUAAUAGGUCCAUUUGAGUAUGCAAAGAUAAUUAAGGAAAAAAAUGGGGGUUUUAUUUGGUGCUAAUUCACCACAUGCAAAUUCCAGCUGUUUACUGUAGACCUACCACCAAGCAUACACUUCUUCCCACAGCUCAUCAGAAAGCCUCUUGCUGGUGAAAGUGGUUAAUCCACAACAUUUUUGUUGCUGAAGCCAAGACUCCAAAUGGGGGGUUUAAGUUACUAAUGACAAAAAACUUGCAUUCUUUAACUAGCGAAUACUGUAAGGGUUUCUCCAUUUACAGAAAACCGCCCAGAAGUGGUUGCUGGCAGAAAAAAAUGGACCAGAAUAGAAGAAGCUGUUACCAGGCAGGACAGAGAUGCACAAAGCAAAGCAGCAGCAAACAACAGGCUAGGAAAAAAUCCUGUUAUCUGACAGCAUGGGACAGCCAAAGUAAGCGACAAGUUCCUUAGUGCCCGCCAAGCAAAAGCCUUGUGCUAAAAUAUCCUCCUGUGCCGUGGCCAACUCGCGGCCUCUGACCUCAGGCUGGAAACAAAGCUUGGCCUCACGCCUCACUGUGAUGCCUUGUGCCACCACAUGACAAAAGAAAUGGCUCCUUUAAUAACUAGGUUUGAUGCUUUGUAUUAUUCCUGCCCCAGAAGCAACCAGAACUUCCAGCCAGCAUUAGAGCUUUAUGGUGCUGGUUUCUCUGCAAAGAAUGAACUGCCGUGAGUUAUUUUCAAUUUAUGGAAAACCAAAUAGAAAGCCUCUAAGGGAAUCAAAGAGAAGAGUGAAUUAAACAAGUGCAAAGUUGCUCCAUGGGCAUACAAACCUAAAUCUAAUAUAUUAUCAGUAACACCUAACAUCAUCACACAUGUGAUCUCAUACAUUUAAAUUAAGACUCUGCAUAGCAUUGCAUUUAUAAAUGAACAAGUAUUGCAUAAUAAAUGUAUAUAAAGAGCCAUUUCAGUUUUGAUGUGAACUAUUGAGAAGAUCAUAAAGCUCAAGGCAGAUCAUUCUACAAAUCAUCUUUACAGUUACCAGAUUGUGGCUCUACUUAACCCUUCUCUAACAGAAUUCAGUAGAAGCACAUCCCUCUGGCAGUGAAUAACAGAAAAAGCUACUGAAGAAACAUGUAACAUGAAAAGAUAUAGCUCUCAAAAGAAUCACAGCAUCUGCUGUUGUUACUGGUCUCAGCUCUUCCAAAAAGCACAAGAAAAAGGCAUUAUUCAGGUCAGUUUUAUAAUUGCUCACAUGGUCACAAACUGUAGUGAAUAAAAAUACUGAGAUGUGGAUCACUGCUGUGGUACUAGUUAGAAACGAACAUAGCACCACAGCUACAGGUGCCUCUCUCGAAAAAAUAGCUCCAAAACUGUCAGCAGUAAAUUCUUAGGAAAAGUUGGUCUCCACAAACUACAGAAGCUGUGUGUAGUGUGCCCACAUCUUUAAAGUCACCUGGUACUGUAAAGGGGCUUUCUCUAGAUGCAAUAACAAGCAUGCACUAAACAACAGAGAAUGUCUGCUACUACCUCCCACCUCCUAGCACCACACCUGCCCACAGGAAUACACUGCAUAGCAUUAGCUUACACCUAACUCACUUGCACACUUUACUGACCAAAGCCUGGCACAAAGUCUGGAACACACAAGACCUCUUCACAUCAAAAUCACCUUUAGGGCAGGCAAACAAAACAAUUAUUUUUGAGAUGCCUUUCUCAUUCUAGUAACAGAUACAGAUUUAACAAGACAAUUGUAUCUCACUACACUUCACUUUAUACAGCAAAUAUCUUCUUUCUUGCUUCUUCACCCUGACAACAUUCACUAAUUUAUAAUUAUAAGUGGGUCUCCAGAAGAGAUUGGUUGAUGAACCUCAAAAGUUUCACAGAUACCUGGAGGUGUGUAAGAGCUCCAUCCACAGAACAAGCCACCAAAUAUGGCACUAAGAAAACAAACCCAAACCACAAUGGAAUCUCAUUCAGAAGCCACUACCUUGCUUUUCAGAGACCUGAUUCACUGUUGAAGUGCAUGGCUGGUAGUACUGGAUCUCAUGACUCUGAAGAGCCCAUGCUAGAUGCUGGAGUUAACUUCUGUUAAUUGGUUUUUGAAGGAUAUUUGCAUUGUCACCUCAAAACCCUUGGAUCAGAUGGCUUGGGUGACAAAUAGAAUUCAUCUAUGAAAAAGAUACCUUUCCAAGUUAUUUUAUGCAACUGCUGAGUCAAUCAAUUCUACACACUUAAUUCCCUUCCAGAUCAAACUUUACUGCCACCUCUUGCACUUUAUUCUCCAUAAGCCACCCCUGCAGAGCACCCUCCUCUGCCCAAUAAAAAUUCUACUUUCAAGUCCCUGUUUAAAAUUUGCUGUGCUCCCGUUUUCUCCCCUGCCAUGUCAGCAGCUAGGUUGACCACAGAUGGAGCCCAUUUGGCAGCUGAAAUGACCCAGAUGCUGAAUCUGGAGCAUCUUCCCAGCUGCAGUCGCUGGGCUCACGUCCGACUCCUCGGCUGCUGGCUGUCAAGCUGCCCUUGAGCUGUGCCAAGCAUACAUCCCAAAGCUUUGGCCAAAGUGGGGCAAAUGCUCUAAAUCUGUGAGGCUGCUGACAGAAAGGAUAAUAAAGACUAAAGGUUUUAAAAGUAGGCAGUGAGGGAAAGCAAACACCCUUCCCUCCCUUCUCUUCUAUCCCUCAUUUUUUUCCACAAUCUCUUUUCCACUAUUAAUAAAAAAUUCAAGGAGAGCUGAAUGGUGAGAGCAGGUCUGAUGUACCACACGCUAGUCAGAGGUACUGACCAGCAGGAGAUUCCCCUUCAUCCACACUGUGUGCAGUGGAAGGUGGCUCAGGUACCUCUGCUUCAAGUCACAGCCACAGCAAGGGAUGGGAAAUAAUCUUUACUGAGGAAAAGGUGGCAACAGACAACUCCUUUAUUACAUUACAUAUUCAUUCUUUAAGCUCUCUAGAAAUCUUUAAACUAUCAAAGCUGUAGAAAUUCUUGGAAAAUUCAGGAGUGACUACUUAAUAUCCUACUUCUGGCUAAUUUCCUAAUUUUCCUCUCUUAAAAGGACUUCUACAUUUUCCAUGCCUCCCCAAUGAGGAGCAAAAGAAAAGGCUUACCUUGUUUCAAUGACUACAGUCAUGAAAUUACCAUUCUGCAUUCUGAUCUAGAUUUAAGAGGGAGCAUUUGAAGCUUUCACCCUUUACCUCAUCUCUACUCAUCCUGGCCCAGCACUCCACGUGCUGAUAAAAUAAACUAUCCCCACCCACCAUUAAAGUACCUCUACAGGGCCUAUUCUGCUAAAAAAAAAAAAAA
Molecule: messenger RNA, 13188 nt
Organism: Zonotrichia albicollis (white-throated sparrow)
Lineage: Eukaryota; Metazoa; Chordata; Aves; Passeriformes; Passerellidae
Source: RefSeq, a predicted model, not a curated record